This is a messenger RNA of Orycteropus afer afer, 3021 nucleotides long. The record is from RefSeq and is a predicted model, not a curated record. NCBI's taxonomy places the organism in Eukaryota, Metazoa, Chordata, Mammalia, Tubulidentata, Orycteropodidae.
AUGGUGAAACACUACAGAAUAGGUUUAGAUGAAAAAUAUGAAGUAACAAAAAAGUGGUCUUUGGACGAUCUGCAGAUGAUUGAUGGGAAAGAAGCGGAUACUGAAAAUCCUGAAUUUGAUUUACAUUUUGAAAAAAUAUAUAAAUGGGUUGCCAGCAGCACUGCUGAGAAGAAUGCAUUUAUUUCAUGCAUCUGGAAACUGAAUCAACGAUAUCUCCGGAAGAAAAUUGAUUUUGUCAAUGUUAGUUCACAGCUCUUGGAAGAAUCUGUUCCAAGUGGAGAAAAUCAGAGUGUGACAGGAGGUGAUGAGGAAGCAGUUGAUGAGUACCAAGAGUUAAAUGCAAGAGAAGAGCAGGAUAUUGAAAUAAUGAUGGAAGGCUGUGAAUAUGCAAUCUCUAAUGCUGAGGCCUUUGCAGAAAAGUUGUCCAGAGAGCUGCAGGUGCUAGAUGGGGCCAACAUCCAGUCAAUCAUGGCCUCUGAAAAGCAAGUGAACAUCCUGAUGAAGUUGCUGGAUGAGGCUCUAAAGGAGGUGGAUCAGAUUGAAAUGAAACUGAGCAGUUAUGAGGAAAUGCUCCAAAGUGUGAAAGAACAAAUGGAUCAGAUCUCUGAAAGCAACCACCUAAUUCAUCUUAGUAAUACCAAUAAUGUAAAACUCCUAUCUGAAAUAGAGUUCCUUGUGAACCACAUGGACUUGGCCAAAGGUCAUAUAAAGGCCCUUCAGGAAGGAGAUCUUUCUUCUUCCAGAGGCAUUGAGGCCUGCACCAACGCCGCCGAUGCCCUUCUGCAGUGCAUGAAUGUCGCUCUUCGACCAGGCCAUGACAUGCUUCUGGCCGUGAAACAGCAGCAGCAGCGUUUUAGUGAUUUGCGAGAGCUUUUUGCCCGGAGACUGGCCAGUCACCUCAACAAUGUUUUUGUCCAACAGGGUCAUGAUCAGAGUUCAACUCUUGCUCAACACUCUAUUGAACUGACUUUACCUAACCAUCAUCCAUUCCAUCGAGAUUUGCUGCGAUAUGCCAAGCUAAUGGAAUGGCUAAAGAAUACAGAUUAUGGAAAAUAUGAGGGACUAACAAAGAAUUACAUGGAUUAUUUAUCACGUCUAUAUGAGAGAGAAAUCAAAGAUUUUUUUGAAGUUGCAAAGAUCAAGAUGACAGGGACAACUAAAGAAAGCAAGAAGUUUGCUACACUGCCUCGAAAAGAAAGUGCUGUCAAACAGGAAACAGAGAGUCUUCAUGGAAGUUCUGGGAAAUUAACUGGAUCUACUUCUAGUCUAAAUAAGCUCAGUGUUCAGAGUUCAGGAAAUCGCAGAUCUCAGUCAUCUUCCUUGUUGGAUAUGGGAAACAUGUCCACCUCCGAUCUUGAUGUUGCGGACAGAACCAAAUUUGAUAAGAUAUUUGAACAGGUAUUAAGUGAACUGGAGCCCCUGUGUCUGGCAGAACAGGACUUCAUAAGUAAAUUUUUCAAACUGCAGCAACAUCAAAGUAUGCCUGGAACUAUGACUGAAGCAGAAGAGCUGGAUGGAGGAACAUUUUCAAGGCAACAUAAUUCUGGCACACCACUGCCUGUCUCGUCUGAGAAGGAUAUGAUCCGCCAAAUGAUGAUUAAAAUAUUUCGCUGCAUUGAGCCAGAACUGAAUAACCUAAUUGCAUUAGGAGACAAAAUUGAUAGCUUUAACUCCCUUUACAUGCUAGUCAAAAUGAGUCAUCAUGUCUGGACUGCACAAAAUGUGGACCCUGCUUCCUUUCUAAGUACUACACUGGGAAAUGUUUUGGUGACUGUCAAAAGGAACUUUGACAAAUGCAUUAGUAACCAAAUAAGGCAAAUGGAAGAAGUAAAGAUCUCAAAGAAGAGUAAAGUAGGAAUUCUUCCAUUUGUUGCUGAAUUUGAAGAAUUUGCUGGACUUGCAGAAUCAAUCUUUAAAAACGCUGAGCGCCGUGGAGAUCUAGAUAAAGCAUACACCAAACUUAUCAGAGGAGUAUUUGUUAAUGUGGAGAAAGUAGCAAAUGAAAGCCAGAAGACCCCCAGGGAUGUCGUUAUGAUGGAAAAUUUUCAUCAUAUUUUUGCAACUCUCUCUCGUUUGAAAAUUUCAUGUCUAGAAGCUGAAAAAAAAGAAGCCAAACAAAAAUACACAGAUCACCUUCAGUCUUAUGUUAUUUACUCUUUAGGACAGCCACUUGAAAAACUAAAUCAUUUCUUUGAAGGUGUUGAAGCUCGUGUAGCACAAGGUAUAAGAGAGGAGGAAGUAAGCUACCAACUUGCAUUUAACAAACAAGAACUUCGUAAAGUUAUUAAAGAGUAUCCUGGAAAAGAAGUGAAAAAAGGUCUAGAUAACCUCUACAAGAAAGUUGAUAAACAUUUGUGUGAGGAAGAAAACUUACUUCAGGUGGUGUGGCACUUAAUGCAAGAUGAAUUUAUACGCCAAUACAAGCACUUUGAAGGCUUGAUAGCUCGCUGUUAUCCUGGGUCUGGUGUUACAAUGGAAUUCACGAUUCAGGACAUUUUGGAUUAUUGCUCCAGCAUUGCACAGUCCCACUAAACCUUGUGAAAGAAGAUCUGAUAAAGCACCAGACACUAUUCAGAAAUCUUAAGCUACUGUUCUGAGAACCCAGACUUAAAACAUACAAAAAAAAAAAAAAAGGGUAAUACCACGCUACAAACCUAUAUGUACAAACCUGUAUGGCAUUUUUAUUUGGCCAUUAGAUGUGUACUAACUUAAAGCAUUUAUCUCAUCAUAAAAUGCCUUUACAUUAUUUAUGACUCAACAGGAAAGUUUCCCUUUUUGCCUAGCUUCUUGUGUUUGAGUUACUACCCUAUAUGUAAAGCAUUGGGAGUUCAGUUUUCACUAAUUCUCUACUACUAAUAAAUCAUGUAACUACUAAAAUACUUUACAGAAUCAUUUUGUCCUCUCUAAUUAAUGUAGAUAUGUGUAAGGAAGCUAAUGUGUUGACCAGUUGUUAACUUGGAUUUUGAGGAUUAUGUGACUGUGUAGCAAAAACUAUGUCAAUCUGAAAUUUAAAAAGUUUCA